Molecule: messenger RNA, 1848 nt
Organism: Trametes versicolor FP-101664 SS1
Lineage: Eukaryota; Fungi; Basidiomycota; Agaricomycetes; Polyporales; Polyporaceae
Product: general substrate transporter
Exons: 11
Coding region: 130-1719 (529 amino acids)
Biological process (GO): transmembrane transport; carbohydrate transport
Cellular component (GO): membrane
Molecular function (GO): carbohydrate:proton symporter activity
Source: RefSeq, a predicted model, not a curated record
GAUGCACCCAACGGCCCGCUGAGUCGCACCGGCGCGCAUGCUUUCGUACUUAAGGUCAAGGGACGAACAGCGCAGGCGCGCCUGCUUCUGCCGUGCUGCUCUUCUUGCUGCUCUGCUUAGCUGCCCGCGAUGGAUAGCUUCAAGGAUGGCGUAUUCCAGAACAUCAGGGUCUACUGGCUUGCGUUUAUUGUGUACUGGGGUAUAGUUCUAUUCGGAUACGAUACCGGUAUUGGAGGCGGCGUUGUCGCACAAGGCUACUUCAAGUCGCAUUUCGGCAUCACGCUUCCAGACGGCAGCACCGACACGAAGAAGGCGAAUGACAUCAGCUCGAACGUCGUCUCCGUCCUCCAGGCGGGCGCGUUCUUCGGCGCGCUGGGCAGUGCACCACUCUCAGCCGCCAUCGGCAGGAAAUGGUCCCUGCUCAUCUUCUCUGUCAUCUUCUCCGUCGGCGCGAUUUUGCAGACGGUCGCUGGAGGCUCGCGCGGACUGGGUUACAUCUAUGCGGGACGUGUCGUCGCUGGCCUGGGCAUCGGCGCCAUCUCCGCCGUCGCGCCCGCGUUCGUGUCGGAAUGCUCGCCUAAGGAAGUGCGCGGCCGUAUCACGGGGCUCUUCCAGAUCAUGGUCGCCGUCGGCGUCAUGCUCUCGUACUUCAUCAACCUCGGCAUUAGUCUGCACAUCAAGACGGGCUUCGCGGUGUGGCGGAUCCCGUUCGGAUUCCAACUCGUGCCCGCGGGACUGAUGGCGUUCGGACUGCUGACCGUGAAGGAGUCCCCGCGAUGGCUCGCGUCGAAAGGGCGCGUUUCCGAGGCACUCGAGAACCUGGCGUACCUGCGGCGACGGCGCGUGGACGACCCUGCCGUGCGCGCGGAGAUGGCUGAGAUCGAGGCCGCGAUCGAGGAGGAGCGCGUAGCGAGGGCGGGGCUUGGGGCGCGCGAGGCGUUCCUCGGCAAGGGCAACUUCAUACGGUUUGUCAUUGCGGUCGUCAUCUUCCUCCUCCAGCAAUGGAGCGGGCAGAACUCGGUCGGAUACUACGCGCCGCAGAUCUUCAGCUCGAUUGGGUACACAGGCACAUCGAACUCGCUGCUCGCGUCCGGGAUCUACGGUAUCGUAAAGGUGGUGGCGACGGCGAUCUUCGUGUUCUUCCUCGUCGAUUCGCUCGGACGCAAGCUCUCGCUGCUCAUCUCGGCGCUCGGAAUGGGCACCCUAUUCUUCAUCAUCGGCGCGCUGCUCAAGACGUUCCCGCCGCCGACGGACCCUGCAGCGGGCGCGAACCCGCCCCCGGCGAGCAAGGCGAUGGCCGCGAUGCUCUACAUCUACGUGCUGAUGUACAGCCUCGGUUGGGGACCUCUCCCGUGGGUGUACGUGUCGGACAUCUUCCCGACGCGAACGCGGCACUACGGGCUUGCUGUCGCAAGUGCCUCGCAAUGGCUGUUCAAUUUCGUCGUGGCCAAGGUGACCCCAACGCUCGAGACCGACCUCGGGUACAAGCUCUUCCUCAUGUUCGGGACGAUCAACAUCGGCGGGAUGGCCGUCUUCUCCCUGCUGAUUCCGGAGACGAAGGGACGCAGCUUGGAAGAAAUGGACAUCAUCUUCGGGUCAGUCCAGGCCGAGAAGCGCAGAGCCGACAUCGACGCGCACGAACGAGCUUUCGGACACUACAUGAGUCGGGAGGCGGACUCCUCGACGCAAGAUGGACGGUCAGUCGACCAGAAAGCCUGAAUUGCAUGUCCGUAUGUUACGAUAUGGCUGACGACUUCGAUGUAUCGCUGAACGUGAGGCUACUUUACGAGGCUACCACCUGGUAUGCGCUGUAUGAUAAGGGAGUGUAAUGGAGAGGCUACUUACUCU